AUGAACCAGAUAGAGGUAGUACCUGCUCUACCCUCUCAGCCGGGUGCUGAGUUGCCUCCACAUGCUCAUGCACCAUUCGAUCUGGAAGACGAGCGACAAUUAGCUCACCCGGAUGAGAAACUAGACAACGACAGUGAAGAUGAAAAGGAUCUCAAACUCGACGCAAGCGAAUUGAGAGCUCAGGAUGAAAAGGAAUUACAGAAUGGUCACGUUGUCAUUCGUGAUGGACAUGAUAUAGCUAGAUAUGUGGUCUCGACUCAAGACGAUGGCGAUCCAGCGUUAACAUUUAGAUCUUUCGUUAUUGGUUCUGGUCUCACAGCAUUAGCGGCCUGUAUCAAUCAAAUAUUGUUUAGUUAUUUCUAUAAACCUGUAUCAGUGUCCUUUGAUUCUGUCUUUCUCGUGUUGAUCGCCUACGUACUUGGUGUGGCUUGGUCCAAAGCUUUGCCUACUAGAGCUUCCGUUGAGCGCCGCUUUCCCAAGCAAGCUUCUUGGCUCGCUCCCAUGAUUCACUUCAUAAAUCCAAGCCACCAUUUUGGGCUUAAGGAACACGCUGUCGCAUCGAUAAUGUCGACAUCCUCUGGAAAUGGUGCGGAAGCAGUUCAGGUUUUUGCUGCGGAGAGGUUAUACUAUACUAGCCAUUCUAGUAAAGCUGUUGCGAUUCUUACAGUCUUUUCCGCUUCCAUCUUUGGAUAUGGAAUCGUGGGGCUGAUGAGGUCUAUCAUUAUCCAUCCCUCUCAAAUGGUCUGGUGGAAGUCUUUGCCUAUGGUAUCGAUCUAUCAAACACUUCAUCGAGAUCCACAAGGAAUGAACCGACGACGAAUGAAGAUGUUUGCAUUCACCUCUAUCGGCGCAUUUAUAUGGGAACCUUUUGCAUCUUACAUCUGGCCAUGGGUUAACGGUAUAUCCAUACCGUGUUUAGCAUCUAUGCACGCUCCAACCAAAAGUAGAACAGUCAUCAAGAAUAUUUUUGGCGGCGCCAAUUCUAAUGAAGGUCAAGGUAUUCUCAGUGUCUCCCUCGAUUGGCAAUAUGUCACUUCCAAAUACAUGUCUCUGCCUCUUAUUCAACAAGCAAAUUCAUGGGUCGGUAUACUUAUCUCCUAUAUCAUGUGUCUUGCCCUAUAUUAUGGUAACGCGUGGGGAGCCAAACAUCUCAAUUUCAUGAGUACCAGUUUAUUCAAUGAGAAAACUGGUAAAACGUAUAAUCAAACUGGUGUCUUCAACAGCGAAAAUCAUCUCGAUGUAGCAGCAUUGGAAAGGAUUGGCUUGCCUAGACUUACCGCCACCAACAUCUGGUACAAUCUAGUAGCUAUGAUGGCCAUUGGAGCUCUGUUCACCCACAUCAUCUUGUUUUACGGCAAGCAAAUCGUUCAAAAUGUCAAGGAAGCAAGACAAGGGUCGGAAACCGAUCCGCAUUACAUCGCCAUGAAGCAAAAAUACAAGCAAGUACCGAUGUGGUGGUAUCUUGCCAUAUUAGCUGUCGGUUUCGCAUUGGGUAUGACUGCCGUAUGCAUCGGCCACACCACGAUGACCUGGUGGAGUUAUAUCGUUGCUCUGGGUCUUGGACUGAUUAUCACUCCUUUCUCCUUGAUCCUCUACGGUCUUUUGGGUACCUCUGUAUCAACAAACAAUAUCUCAAAAAUGCUCGCGGGCGCUAUACUUCCCGGACGUCCCGUCGCCAACUUGUACUUUGCAAUGUUCUCGCACGAAGUCACGGUUCUUGCUGUGUUUUUAGCUGAAGACAUGAAGCUUGCCCAGUACCUUAAAAUCCCUUGGCAAACUAUGUUUGUACUUCAAACAUAUGGCAGUUUAUUGGGAGCUGUGCUUAACUACGUGAUGAUGGAUACCAUCGUCACCCACAAACGAGAAAUUCUCCUCGACCCCACAGGUUCCCAAAUCUGGAGUGGAGUUUCUGUCCAAAGUCUUAACAGUAAUGCAGUGACGUGGUCCCUUGCAAAAUAUGUCUACACAUUCAAGAACAACGGAUACGGAAUCAUUCCUCUGGGCUUGCUUAUCGGAGCUGCCAUCCCUGUGAUUCACUGGUUCCUCGCAAAACGAUACACGAAAAUUGGUCCCUUCACAACAUCGAAGAUCGUCACUCCAGUCAUCCUAGUCAAUGCAAAUGUCACAUAUGCAGGAUCCACAUCAGUAUGGACUUCCAGAAUCUUGACCGGUAUCUUCUCCCAGUGGUAUAUGAGAUUAAGAAACCCAGCUUGGUUCGGUAGAUAUAACUAUAUUGUCGGAGGUGGUUUGGACGCAGGUGCUAAAGUGAUGAUGUUCAUUUUGACAUUUGCUGUGAAUGGAGGUGGCGGUAAAGAAUACAAUUUCCCAACGUGGUGGGGAAAUCCAAAAACUAGUACCAAGCAAUAUGCUGAUUAUUGUGGAACUGGAUGA
Messenger RNA from Kwoniella shivajii, 2391 nucleotides. RefSeq lists its product as uncharacterized. Gene Ontology annotation, cellular component: plasma membrane. Gene Ontology annotation, molecular function: oligopeptide transmembrane transporter activity. Bases 1 to 2391 code for a protein of 796 amino acids. The record is from RefSeq and is a predicted model, not a curated record. Lineage: Eukaryota; Fungi; Basidiomycota; Tremellomycetes; Tremellales; Cryptococcaceae. Gene Ontology annotation, biological process: transmembrane transport. The transcript is spliced from 11 exons.